AUGACUAACGCUGCAGGCUCUAAAGGUGGUUCUGCGAAGGUCUUAAAAAAACCAGUACAGAAAAAAAAAUAUAUCAUCGACGCCUCAACUCCUUCUCGUGAUAAGAUUUUUGAUUCUGCGGCUUUCGAAAAAUUUCUUCACGAUCGAUUGAAAAUUAAUGGUCGUACGGGACAAUUGGGAGACAUUGUUACUAUAACUCGUAGCGAUGAUCACAAAAUCACUAUUAACACUAAUUCUCACGUUUUUUCAAAAAGAUAUAUGAAAUAUCUUACCAAGAAAUUCAUGAAAAAACAUCGUAUUCGUGAUUGGUUACGUGUUGUCGCUACAGAUCCGCAAUCAUAUGAAAUAAGGUAUUUCAAUAUUAGCAAUGAAGUUGAAGAAGAAGAGGAGGAAUAA
Messenger RNA from Diversispora eburnea, 396 nucleotides. NCBI's taxonomy places the organism in Eukaryota, Fungi, Glomeromycota, Glomeromycetes, Diversisporales, Diversisporaceae. The record is from the annotation of a GenBank genome assembly.